Lycium ferocissimum is the source of this 552-nucleotide messenger RNA. RefSeq lists its product as uncharacterized. The transcript has a single exon. Lineage: Eukaryota; Viridiplantae; Streptophyta; Magnoliopsida; Solanales; Solanaceae. Bases 1 to 552 code for a protein of 183 amino acids. The record is from RefSeq and is a predicted model, not a curated record.
AUGCAUCCAGAUCUGGACCUGCCAGAAGGGUUCAAAAUACCAAAAUUUGAGAUGUUCAAUGGGGCAGGGAAUCCCAAAGCACACCUCCGGUCCUACUUCAACCAAUUGGUUAGAGUAAAGAAAAAUGAACCUCUAAUCAUGCGACUAUUUAGUCGUAGUCUAAUCGGAGAAGCCGCUGAAUGGUUCGCAACUCAAGAUAUGCGUCAAUGGCACACCUGGGAAGACAUGGAAAAAUCCUUCAUGGAAAGAUUUUACUUUAAUGUUGAAACAGUACCAGACCGCUAUUUUCUUGAAAAGGUCAAGCAGAAAUCAACUGAAAACUACAGGGAGUUUUCCAGCAGGGGGAGGCCCGAGGCAGCCCGCGUGCAGCCACUAAUGUGUGAAGGAGAGCUAGUCUCUGUGUUCAUCAGGUCCCAGGAGCCUGAUUUCUACGACAGAAUGGUGUCCAUAGCUGGAAGACCGUUUGCUGAGUUGGUCAAAAUAGGAGAAGCUGUAGAAGAUGGUCUCAAAUCCGAGAAAAUAGUUAGUGUCUUCAACAAGGCAUCUGGAUAA